Messenger RNA from Lentinula edodes (shiitake mushroom), 2060 nucleotides. RefSeq lists its product as uncharacterized. The record is from RefSeq and is a predicted model, not a curated record. Bases 137 to 1939 code for a protein of 600 amino acids. NCBI's taxonomy places the organism in Eukaryota, Fungi, Basidiomycota, Agaricomycetes, Agaricales, Omphalotaceae. The transcript has 2 exons.
GUGAUAAUAUCUUUUAAACUUGAACUGGCGACGAGCGCUUUUGACAUCGAUGUGCGUCUACUUGGUACUGGACUGACAUGUGGAAUGUAACCGGUCAUGAGAACAUCCUUGUGAGUACUCUCAAUGCUGAACAAUCAUGACGGUUCCCUUCAAUGAUGACAUCUAUUAUACAGAAUCCAUUGCCGGUUAUAACUGGCCUCCAAAACUCGUGCAGUCAAGUACCAACUGUGGCGAUCCGCUUAACGAUGAGCUCUAUCCUCCGGAUUUCACCGAAAUUUUAUCUCGUAUACGCUCUGGCUAUUAUCCCUUUGGUUUAGAACACUCGGCAUACUCCAACCUUCUCGCAAACGCCCAGAUCAACCUCGAUCGUUGUCAAAACAAACUUGACCGUCUGGUGGAUGUACACGAGACCCUCGAAGCUCAUAAACAAUUCCUCAGAGCGCACAUCACAUUGAUCAGCUCCCUCUGUUCCCCAAUCCGAAAACUUCCUCGUGAACUCCUGGAGGAUAUCUUUGAAUACGUCUGUUGUACUGGUGUUGGCAAUCAUAUUGCCCCGGGGGCUCGAUACUACAGAGAUCAAAGAAGAAAAGUUCGUUCUAAUGUUGCAAGGCUUCCUACGCUUGACCUGGGACAGGUUUGUCAUUAUUGGAACUCGAUAAUAUGCUCAUUACCAGUCCUAUGGUCAUCGUUUGGGUUUCAGGAGAUGGAAAAGAGCAUUGUUGUGAGAUCCGGGUUGGAACUCUUCCUCAGGCGCUCUUCCUCGCAUCCUAUAGAUCUCCUCAUCAACGAGUUUGCAAACCAGGUAUCUGAAUACUCGUUACCUCUGCUUCUCCCAGAAGAACACUCUAAUCGUUGGCGCCACGUUACCAUACGCACUGUACGUGCGUAUUCCUACUUGAAGCCAUUGAUCAAUACAACUGCUACCCGGGGGCUUCCGUCGCUGACUUCCCUUUCCCUCGAUGGCCUCUAUGAUGGCACAGAAUGCGCAUUCCUGGAAUUUCCAGUCCCUUGUCCCAAUCUUCAAUAUCUCUCCCUCACAGCAAUAGCUCUUGAUCUAGCAUUUAUACGGACGACAAUCACUCAUCUUGCUAUAAGCCACGUAUCUCCUGGACAUGCCUGGGUGCUUAUUUCAUAUUGUCCAAAUCUCAAAGAACUUCUGUUGAAGGAGAUUGAUAUUUCACUUUCAGAGGACAAUGCACUACCUCUACUAUACACCUGCAAUGCAGAGAAGCUUAUUCUGGAGAUACCAGAAUCCGCAAUAUCAAAUUUGUUGUUCAGCAUUGAUCUACCCAAGGUUUCAUGUCUAGAACUCAUCGAUUCCGAUAAGGACUCGAGAUCAUACUCUAUUAAACCUCUGGCUCGCAUGCUUGAUCGUAGCAGUGCCAACAAUUUGACUCACCUGAGUCUUCGUUACGUGUCUUUCUCCCUUGACCACCUACUACCUUUAUUUUCCUGCACACCAUCAAUCACAGAUCUGGAGGUUGUCGAAGUCAUGGAUCAAUUACGUGGUGUAUAUCCCAUUCUAAAGUUAUUGAUAUGUGAGGAUGGUGGUGGUGAACCCGGAGAUGUGGUGUUUGAAGAUCAAGAGGAUAUUGACCAGGUCGACAAAGCAGAAGACUUCAUCCAGGUCCGUUCAAAGGCUUGUUUGCUUCCUAAAUUGGAAAACCUCCAUUUAGUAAUACGGCCUCGAAAUCAACUGCUUUACACUCUUGUACAUUCGCGAUGGAGACUCGGAACCUCUGAUCUCUCUUCACAAGGCCAGCCAGUUUGUUUGAAGAGUUUCUACCUACGAUACCCCUUGCAAAACAUGUCUCUCUUGGAGACCAGAGCUCCCAGGGAUUUGGAUGCAUUGCGAAGGAGUUUAGAAAGGUUUAAGAAGGAGGGGUUGAAUGUACAAAUAGGAUUGGCACCUUCCUACAAUACUACUAGUGCAACUUAGCGGGAUACUCCUCACGAUUCUACUUUGACCUCGACUUGUUGAAGUCCAUUUUUGUAUUCUUGUGGUAAAUCUUCUUCGCACACUCAGUGCUCUUGUAUAAUCGUGCAUAAGCCGACUCUCC